Durotheca rogersii is the source of this 1225-nucleotide messenger RNA. RefSeq names its product 3-oxoacyl-reductase. The transcript is spliced from 3 exons. Bases 173 to 946 code for a protein of 257 amino acids. The record is from RefSeq and is a predicted model, not a curated record. Lineage: Eukaryota; Fungi; Ascomycota; Sordariomycetes; Xylariales; Xylariaceae. Gene Ontology annotation, molecular function: oxidoreductase activity, acting on the CH-OH group of donors, NAD or NADP as acceptor.
UACCUCCGGAUCUUCUCCGAGCUCGGGGCGGGGUGAUCACAAGUGGGGGGAAGGGCAGAGCUGUCCUGGCCCCGAUGCGAAUACCAGAUCUCCAAGUUCGCUACGGAGCAACCUGCAAUUUAUCCUAGCCACCUAUACCUAAGUAUUUAGGGCAGCGUCUAUCUUCGACAAUAUGCCGUCGAGCCUCGCCGGAAAAGUGAUCUUCAUAACUGGCGCUGCGAGCGGCAUUGGACGGAGCACGGCGAUCAAGCUGCAUGGCCUCGGGGCCGUCCUCGUCCUCACCGACAUCAACGAGCCGGGGCUCGCCGAGACGCUCGCACUCUGCGGCGGCGGCGGCGGCGGGACCCCGACUCCGUCGUCGCACUCGACCUUCGCGCUGGACGUGUCCGACCCGGAGGCGGUGGACCGGGUUGUGGCGGCGGCGGCGGCGCGGCACGGGCGACUGGACCACGUGUUCAACUGCGCGGGGAUCAACCCGACGGCGGCGGCGCUGACGGCGACGAGCGUGGCGUACUUCGACCGGCUGGUGGGCGCGAACCUCAAGGGCGUGUUCAACGUGACCAAGGCGACGGCGCCGCACGUCGCCGCCCCGGGCGGCAGCUACGUCAACGUCAGCUCCAUCUCGGGCUGGAACCCGACCGCCGGCACCGCCGUCUACUGCGCCACCAAGUUCGCCGUCGUCGGCUUCAGCAAGUGCAUGGCCCUCGAGCUCGGCCCCGCCGGCGUCCGCGUCAACGUCGUCGCCCCCGGCUACAUAGACACCCCGACGAACGCCGGCAUCGCCCGCGGCACCCCCGAGGCCCGCCUGGCGAUGGAGCAGGGCAACGCCCUGGGGAGGAUGGGAACCCCAGCCGACGUCGCAGAUGUUGUGGCCUUCUUGAUGAGCGACGGGGCGAGAUAUAUGAAUGGCAGCGUGGUCCAGGUCGACGGUAUGUUGAAAACAUAAGGCAGGUUGAGGAGUGGAGUGAGUCGGCGCGACCUUCAUCCCGACGGAGGACUAAACAUAGUAAUAUCAUUCCCACCCACCCAUCCAAUUGCAUACCCCUUUAUAACAUGAAGGCCUGCUGCUCGAGAAGGGUCGCGCUCACGGCCAGGACUCGGGGCCAAACGUUUCUCCAACGGCAGCGAACUUCUUGAUGGCCAUUCCGGUCUGAUCGAGCGUAUCGAAAACGUCGUAGUUGCCGUACCAUUUCGGUAGUUGGGUGGAAGUAAGAUAGAGUGUGAA